CAUAUUUUAUAAUUGAUAUCAAACUAUCUUUACUUUGGCACGUUCGAAUUUCGAACUUACCGCCAUAACCUCAGCGUACGCGAAUGAAAUGUUUUCAUUUUUCGUCUCUCGAUUUAAUUAUGGCGGAUGGUGGCUGAACGUCAUUCAAUGUGAUUUUAUGUGUGCUCAUUUUGACAAUCGGUAGAUUUUUGAUGUGAGUGGUUGGUGAAAACGGUAGGAGAGCGAGGGGGAUCAUCAGGCGGACGUAUGAGAGCAAUGGCUGAGAACAGAAGUUCGGACAACGUCGACAUGCCGGACAUUGCCGAAGCCGAUCCACUGACGGCGGGGGCCGAGCACCCCGAUCACGAUGCCGAGCGCGCUGACGGCGGGACGGUGCUAGCCACCGGCAUCAAAACACCGCGGCUCGCCACCGACUCCGGAGUGGUGACCCUGGUUACGACGGGCACGACGUUCAACGUUAUCACCACGGAUCACCUGCCGCAUUUCAAACCAAUGUUGUGCGUGGACAACGGCUUCAUAUCCGGCGGGCCGGUCCCAGACGACAUCAAGGCGGCGCAUAUUGUGAUUCAGAAGCCAACUUCGCCUGCGGGGUCGGUUCAAGAGGAUGGAGCACCCACACAGACCUCUCCAGCUACCCGCACGGUCAGUGCUAGAACCUGGGCCGAGACUGCUAACAUGCCAGUACUUCCUGUCCGCUGUAAAAAUAUAUCCGCUGAACUUCACAAGCAGAGAUUUGGCUCCGGUGGCCGGGGGAGGUGCAUAAAGUAUGGCAUGGUUUGGUACACCCCUAGUGAGUUUGAAGCUCUCUGUGGGAGAGCUUCUAGCAAAGAUUGGAAGAGGUCUAUUAGAUUUGGAGGGAGAAGUAUUCAGACAUUGAUUGAUGAGGGCAUCCUGACACCACAUGCUACAAGCUGCACCUGUGGAGCCUGCUGUGAUGAUCAGUCUGCCAUGGGUCCCAUACGCCUCUUCACACCAUACAAAAGAAAGCGGAAAACUGCACAGGAAAUGGAGGAGAAGAGACCCAAAGUAAAGCAAGAGAGCAGUAUAACUGAGAGCGAGGUUGACAAUAUUCAUCAGACCAGCAGCAACAGCCAUUCGAAGGAAGCCUGGCAGACAAUCACCGAGGGAUUAGAUGGCAGCACCGAAUACCACUUGUUGGAGACACAGGAGCCAGCAAAGCUGGAUCACGCCACUCCGCUGCCCGACAUCAACGGCGUGAUGAAGCGGCUGGACGACAUCGGACAGACGCUGGUGCGGCUGGCGGGCGAGCUGAAGCAGUGCGCGGAGGACGUGCGCGUCGUGCACGCUCGCCUCGAGCACGAGCGCGCCUCCGCGCUGCUGGCCGCCAGCGUGGACGUGCAGGUGGAGGCCGAGCAGGUGUCGCUGCAGACCGUCGACGACUCCGAGGCCAAGAAGGUAGCGUGUGACGUCACAGCGUGCGCGCGCCUCGAGCACGAGCGCUGCUGGCCGCCAGCGUGGACGUGCAGGUGGAGGCCGAGCAGGUGUCGCUGCAGACCGUCGACGACUCCGAGGCCAAGAAGCGUGGACGUGCAGGUGGAGGCCGAGCAGGUGUCGCUGCAGACCGUCGACGACUCCGAGGCCAAGAAGGUAGCGUGUGACGUCACAGCGUGCGCGCCUCGAGCACGAGCGCUGCUGGCCGCCAGCGUGGACGUGCAGGUGGAGGCCGAGCAGGUGUCGCUGCAGACCGUCGACGACUCCGAGGCCAAGAAGGUAGCGUGUGACGUCACAGCGUGCGCGCCUCGAGCACGAGCGCUGCUGGCCGCCAGCGUGGACGUGCAGGUGGAGGCCGAGCAGGUGUCGCUGCAGACCGUCGACGACUCCGAGGCCAAGAAGGUAGCGUGUGACGUCACAGCGUGCGCGCCUCGAGCACGAGCGCUGCUGGCCGCCAGCGUGGACGUGCAGGUGGAGGCCGAGCAGGUGUCGCUGCAGACCGUCGACGACUCCGAGGCCAAGAAGGUAGCGUGUGACGUCACAGCGUGCGCGCCUCGAGCACGAGCGCUGCUGGCCGCCAGCGUGGACGUGCAGGUGGAGGCCGAGCAGGUGUCGCUGCAGACCGUCGACGACUCCGAGGCCAAGAAGGUAGCGUGUGACGUCACAGCGUGCGCGCCUCGAGCACGAGCGCUGCUGGCCGCCAGCGUGGACGUGCAGGUGGAGGCCGAGCAGGUGUCGCUGCAGACCGUCGACGACUCCGAGGCCAAGAAGGUAGCGUCACGAGCGCUGCUGGCCGCCAGCGUGGACGUGCAGGUGGAGGCCGAGCAGGUGUCGCUGCAGACCGUCGACGACUCCGAGGCCAAGAAGGUAGCGUGUGACGUCACAGCGUGCGCGCCUCGAGCACGAGCGCUGCUGGCCGCCAGCGUGGACGUGCAGGUGGAGGCCGAGCAGGUGUCGCUGCAGACCGUCGACGACUCCGAGGCCAAGAAGGUAGCGUGUGACGUCACAGCGUGCGCGCCUCGAGCACGAGCGCUGCUGGCCGCCAGCGUGGACGUGCAGGUGGAGGCCGAGCAGGUGUCGCUGCAGACCGUCGACGACUCCGAGGCCAAGAAGGUAGCGUGUGACGUCACAGCGUGCGCGCCUCGAGCACGAGCGCUGCUGGCCGCCAGCGUGGACGUGCAGGUGGAGGCCGAGCAGGUGUCGCUGCAGACCGUCGACGACUCCGAGGCCAAGAAGUGCGCGAACUGCAACCGCGAGGCGUCCGCCGAGUGUUCGCUGUGCCGACGCACGCCGUACUGCUCGACCUACUGCCAGAAGAAGGACUGGGCCACGCACCAGAUCGAGUGCCUACGCACAGUGCCCACCAUCCACGCCGACACGCAGCAGCACCAGUCCAUCAUGCUCAUCGUGGAGAGCCAGCAUCAAUAGUAUACGGUUCUUCCUGCCGUGCAAAUAGUGGAGGAAACUGAAGGCGACAGCAGCAUGGCAGAGAAGUUAAACGAGUAAAGUCGGGAGUCGUCGCAUUACUGUUAGCAUGGGCUCGAGUAAGUCCUGUAUUUGUUAUGAAACUUGGAUAAACCGUCUGUUUGGGCUGGCACAUGCUAAUAAGCCAGUUAUUCAAAACCAGGACAGUGUUUAUUAAGCUUUGCGUUUUUAAAAUAUUUUCUAACAGCGAAUGUGGUGGGCGAAAGCAUAUUUUUUGGGUAAUUUUAAGCUUCAACAAUUUUCUAUGUUAGUUAUUUUAUUGUUUGCGAAUUGGGUCAAGUUUGUUUUGUAUUUAUAAUGAUUGGUUAAUUUAUUGUACUUUGUGGCUCAUUAUGGUUGUUUUUAAUAUGUUCACCAGUCACUUGUUAUGGAAUAUCUUGGCUUUGUAAUGCAUUCAGCACUUUUCUGGUUUUGAAACACCAGCCCAAACACAAGAUUUAAGAUACAGCAAUUGCCAUAUGGAAGGCUGUAACGUGUGUCCCAAUGAUGAUAUGACAAGCGUUUACAUUUACAUGUUAUUCGCCGGCCAACGCGCGUGUAUGUAUCAAAUAAAUAACAUACAGCUCACCGCAAACAAAGUUCGGACUAUUCCGGCCUAGCACAAAGCUCUUAUGUUUUCAAAACUCAGAUAAAUAAAAUAAGAUCUGAGAUAAAUUACUGUUAACAUGACGUGUUUUGUAUUUAAGACAUUUUCGUUUGAAGUGAGGUCGAGUAAAGGAAGCAUUUUUUGAAUGUGUAACAUUUGCCAAAUAAACUAUUGAUUCGUGAUUUGUGUCCUCAAAUCGACCUCACCUUAGUAAUUUCAGUAAUUUCAUUAUCAUACUGAUAUGUCAAUAAAUAAAUUAAAAAAUCCUUGAAAGUGUACUGAUCGAUCUUUUGAUCUCUCUAAUGAUGUAAUUAGAAAUCACAAGUUUGUAUGUUAUAGAUUAGCACAUGGUGCAUAAUUUAAAACAUCGUACGAUCAUAAAUAGUCAAGCAGUUAAUUUUACAAACUGGGUCACUUUAGCUCUAUCAUGUGUAAUUCCAAAUAUUAAUUAAGAAUGCACACUCAAGUGAGACUAGGAUUGUUAAUGCGAAAAACCUUUAUAAUGCACAACAUUUUAUCCAAUAAAUGAGCGAAAUGAGAUGAGAAUUAGUUACUGACGUCAUUUGCUUGUGGCGCAGGAGUGAACAGUGACCAAUAGGUAAAAGGUGCACUAUUGUAUUCUUCUAGCCAUUGUAAAGGCGAUAUUUAACUAUUGCACGAAUAAAAUCUGUCUUUAUAAGUAAUUAUGUAUUUAAUAUAAUCAAUAUUUUCUUGUUGAGUGUGUGUAUGGUUUAUUCGUUAUGAUUGGACAGUUCGUGGAUUUACGAUAAUAUGUGAUAGCGAUAUGCAUAUUAUUAUUAUAAGAACGGUAUGAUGCACCAAAAUUACGAAUAAAGAUACUGACAGAAAUACAGGGUGUCCCAUAAAGAGCGUUCCAAACUUAGGGAGAAGAUAGACUACCUUGACUAACAUGACCUUCUACGAGACAUUAACCUUUUCAGCGCUACAAAUACAAAUGCCUUAGUAAAAGUUUCACAGUUUCUUUUAUAUCUUGCAGCUGUGUGUACAAAUAAGCAGAUAUUGAAAAUUUGAAAAAAGAGUCAGUGGGAGCCAUUUUAGUUCAGAAAGUACUCGAUUCGUGCACAUUUUCUGUAUAUUAUGAACUGUGUAUUUUAAACUAAAUAUUGUUUCUUUCUGUAUCUCUGAAAUGGUGAUACUUUUACUAGUCAUUUUUUGGCUAAGAUGGUCAUACAUUAGUCAAUUUUCUCCUUUAGCUUGUCACGGUCUCUAUCGGACAUCCCGUAAAAUAUUAAUACCUACAUGUGGCGAUCCUUUGGUUUACAAUGCGAUCGCCGGCCGCGUGUCGUCCAGACAAUUUUCAGAUUUAUUAUACAAUACUUAGAAAAUACAGUUAAAUAGUCGGGUAAGGCUUUUUUGUCAAAUCUCUUUUAACUACCUUUUGUCAUGUUAAUCUACCUUCCAUGGACCUAUAAAAAAAG
Ostrinia nubilalis (European corn borer) is the source of this 4962-nucleotide messenger RNA. RefSeq lists its product as uncharacterized. Gene Ontology annotation, molecular function: DNA binding. The transcript has 7 exons. The record is from RefSeq and is a predicted model, not a curated record. NCBI's taxonomy places the organism in Eukaryota, Metazoa, Arthropoda, Insecta, Lepidoptera, Crambidae. Bases 247 to 2880 code for a protein of 877 amino acids.